UAUAAUAAGAACUUACCUGGACGGCGAGGAUUGACUAAUGAGUUUCGUAUCGGGUUGGAACUAUUUUUGAAUUUUGCUAGUAGUAAAUAUGAGUUCAUGGAUAGAAACAAGUUAAGGUGUCCAUGUAAAAAGUGCAGUAAUGGAAAAUUUCUAGACAUUGAUAAAAUUAGAGAACAUCUUUGUAGAUUUGGGUUUACUCCGAACUAUUAUAAUUGGACUAGCCAUGGUGAACCAUUUAUAUAUGAUGACGGAUAUCGAAGAAGCGAUCAAUUUUCAGUUAGGGAAGAAUGUAGCUAUUUCGAACAAUUAAACCCAUAUCAGGGGAUGGUGUUUGAUGAAGCCGGUCAUAACUUGGAUUCAGAAUUGAAUCAUACAAGUACUAGUUUCACUCCUGCACCUGAACAAGUGGGAACUAGUCAUGCAGCAGAAUUAGAAGAGAUAGGAGUUACAGGUUGUGAUGAGAAUGUGUGUGACGGAACUUCUCAAUGUAAUAAUUUCCGGGAAAUGUUGGAAAAGGCAGAUGAACCUUUAUGGGCAGGUUGUGACAACCACACGAAGGUAUCAGUGAUAGCAAGACUGUUAAAUAUCAAGGCAGAGCAUAAUGUGUCUGUGGAUUGCUUCAACUCUUUUGUUGAAGUAAUGCGGGAAACAAUGCCUCGUGAUAACAUCAUGCCAAAUGACUUUUACGAUAUGAAAAAGUUGGUGGAUAACUUAGGUCUUCCAGUUGUACGGAUUGAUGUAUGUGCUAUGGGUUGUAUGUUAUAUUGGAGAGAUGAUGAAUAUGCAGAAUCUUGCAAAUUCUGUAACCAACCUAUGUACAAGAUUAACAGGAGGCAGGGUCGUAAUCAGAAGCGUAGACCAUGCAAGCAAAUGUUUUAUUUACCCUUAAUCCCCAGGUUGCAAAGGCUUUAUGCGUUGCAAGCCACUGCUGAAUACAUGACUUGGCAUGCAAAUCAUGAAACAGAAGAGGAUCUAAUGUGUUAUCCUUCAGAUGCAGAGGCAUACCAACAUUUUGAUAGAACAUACCCCGAGUUUGCGCUAGAGCCUCGAAACAUCAGGUUAGGUCUGUGUGCUGAUGGAUUUGCCCCAUUUGGGAAAUCAGGAAAAAGUUAUUCAUGUUGGCCAGUUAUCUUAACUCCGUAUAAUCUUCCACCCGGUAUGUGCAUGAAGAUACCUUAUAUGUUUUUGACAUUGAUUGUGCCUGGCCCGCAAAAUCCGAAAAAGGGCAUAGAUAUUUAUAUGUAACCAUUGAUUGAAGAGUUACAACGGCUAUGGGUUGAAGGUGUCCCUACGUAUGACGUUUCUACCGACCAAACAUUUAUAAUGAAGGCUGCGCUUCUUUGGACGAUAAAUGACUUCCAUGCUUAUGGAAUGUUAUCUGGAUGGAGUACAGCUGGGAUCUUAGGAUGUCCGAUUUGUAUGGAGAGAUCGAAGGCUUUUAGAUUAAAACAUGGUAAGAAGGCCCGCUAUUUUGAUUGUCACAGGCAAUUUUUGCUGUUUAAUCAUACAUUCAGAAGGAAUAAAAAGGAGUUCAUCAAGAAUAGGAUCGAAAGAACACAUCCACCAUUGAGGUUGACCGGGUAUCAAAUUUGGGAACGCGUGCAAGAGUUUUCAACUGUUGUUCAAAACCCUCACGGCACAACUUUUGCGUACGGAUGUACACAUAAGUGGACUAAACGCAGUUUAUUUUGGGAUCUACCAUAUUGGAAUUCCCAUCUUAUUCAUCAUAAUCUUGACGUCAUGCACAUAGAGAAGAACGUUUUCGACAAUGUCAUAAAUACCGUGAUGGAUGUCACUGGAAAAACAAAGGACAACUUGAACACAAGAAAAGAUAUGAGGGAUAUUUGCGAUUGACCAACACUAGAUGCGGAUGAAAGCAGCAGGGGACCGAAACCCAAAGCAGUUUAUACAUUGGACAAGGAGCAGAGACGGGUCGUUUGUCAAUGGUUGAAAUCGGUGCGAUUUCCUGAUGGAUAUGCUUCUAAUCUCGGCAGAUGCGUUGAUAUGAAUGAAUGCAAGUUGACAGGUCCCGUCCAAUUUCGAUGGAUGUAUCCAUUUGAGAGGUUCUUGUAUCAUUUAAAGAAAAAAGUGAAGAAUAAGGCAUGUGUCGAAGCUUCAAUUUGUAAUGCAUAUAUUGUGGAAGAAGUGACAACAUUUGCAUCAUACUAUUUUGAGCCGCAUGUGCAAUGCAAGAGGCGGAGAGCUGGAAGAAAUUACGAGGGUCCCAUUUAUCCCAAUUG
Messenger RNA from Syzygium oleosum, 2240 nucleotides. RefSeq lists its product as uncharacterized. The transcript has 3 exons. The coding region runs from base 97 to 1245 and encodes 382 amino acids. Lineage: Eukaryota; Viridiplantae; Streptophyta; Magnoliopsida; Myrtales; Myrtaceae. The record is from RefSeq and is a predicted model, not a curated record.